AAUCAGCUUUGAGAUACAGCAUAAAUUGGCUCAAUCAGCUGUAAGAGUGUCAAAAAUAUCAGAUUAACUCUUCAUUGAAUACAGAGAGUUUUAAUUGUUUAUUUUUCUGCAGAGGUAAGAGCUUAUUUUGUUGUUUUUUUUCAAUUGCACAUUUUUUUUGGAGAGUUUAAUAAAUUAAUUCAAUGAGGUAUUUGUUACAAUAUUUAAUGUUAGCUGUCAUUUCUAGAUUUUUAAAAAAAAAGGCAGUUUGUAAUUUUUAUUUUGUUGAUUCAUUAAGUCACCAGAGGAGUAUUUAUUGUUUGUGGUGUAAUGUAAAAUUGUCAGAGUUCGCCGAUGAAAUUCGCGGCCCAUACACAUUAGCUUAUCGAGUCUUGUAAUAAUAUGCACUGUGAUACUGUGAUGAUUGUGAUAUGUGAUGUGGUGCUCGUGCUAUGUAAAGCGGUGCCUGUGAUAUGUUAUGCGAUAAUUGUAAUAUGUCAUGAUGCUUUUAUGAAUCAUUUUUUUUUUAAAAAUAUUUUCACUCCGUUAUGCUAUUUGGAUAAUUAUAACUUUCUUGAAUAAAUUUUCCGCAUGUUAUGAAAUCAUCUUAUAUUUAUAAUGGUCUCAAUGCGCAUAGUUAUUUAUUUUUCUAUAUACUUUAUCCCUUUUUUUCUCUUUAUUUUGCCAUUUUUUUUUUUUAAAUUUGAAUUACUGUAAUCUAUUUAAUUUGUUACAGAAUUUUACCAGCCAUGGACUUUUCAAAACUUUGCAAGGAGUACUGUAAAGUCUAUAAUAUUUCAGGUAUUUGCUUUUGCUUCAUUCAAAAAGCUGCAUGUUUUACUAAAUUUUUGAUUCUCCAUACAAUUUCUUCUAUGGAUUACACUUUCAAAUAUUAGAAUAAAUUCCCUGGAUGGGAGACUCUCAGCAUUCUGCCUACUUGUCCAAUUAGUUGAAUUUGAAAUGAGCCAACAAAUCUGCUUUUAAAAAAGUAUACACAUGACGUCACCAGGAGUGGGUUAAUGAAAAGCGAAUAUGAAGUUUUGAUUCUUUUACAUUCAAAGUUUAACAAAUUAUUAUUAUUAUUAUUUUUAUUUUUUACAUCGCAGGUGAGCCCAAUCUUGACCUGCUCAAGCUCUCCAUUGAAGGUGACGUCACGUGGACCGAAUCCACAACUCAGCUGACAUCCCAAGAAGCUACGUCCAGACAGGUCAGUUUUUAGCAUUAAUCUAGGGGCUGUCACUCAUUCGUCUUUUUCAUUGUAAGAAAAUGACUAUUUCGUAUCUUUUUUCUUCUCAAUGUCAUUUUCGAUGUACUUGAUACAAUAACUGAAUUUAAUUAUAAAUACUUUUUUAAGACACAUUUUCUCUUUCUUUAUUGUAUUUGUUUAACUUAACAUGCUUUAUAUAAAAAAAACAUAUUUAUUUAUUUUUUGACAAGACCGUAUCUAACAUAUAGCGCCCGCGGGCACCAUACAUUCUGGGGUUACAUUCUUUCAUAGCGCCGCAAGCACCAUAUAUUCUGGGGUUACAUUCUUUCAUAGCGCCGCGGGCACCAUAUAUUCUGGGGUUACAUUCUUUCAUAGCGCCCGCGGGCACCAUAUAUUCUGGGGUUACAUUCUUUCAUAGCGCCGCGGGCACCAUAUAUUCUGGGGUUACAUUCUUUCAUAGCGCCGCGGGCACCAUAUAUUCUGGGGUUACAUUCUUUCAUAGCGCCCGCGGGCACCAUACAUUCUGGGGUUAUAUACUUUCAUAGCGCCCUUGUUUAUUAGAGUAUCAUUUUUUUUUAAAAUUAUUAUUGCAAUCGUCACAGAUUGCAUGCACUUCCAUAUAAAUAUGACGGAGGCAGCCCGACAGCAUAGUUAACAUUAAUUUAUUGCCAGACAGCACAUUUAAUAUUAAUUUAUGUUGUCCCCAGUUAAACGUGAUGUACACACCAAGCCAGAGAGAACUCUACAGCGAUGUGGAGACAACCAGGGAGUCAGUGUGCAAGACCAAGGUGACAAUUCACCAGGGCUUAGCACCAGGUGAGUUGUAGCCAAUAGUUGAAUCAACAGCGUGCAUAGAUAAAUGCAGUUAGAAGAAAUGGAGAUACAUGACAUAGACAAUGGAUGUAUGUUGUUAAGACAACGAGCACGUGAAUCUUAUGAAAUCCAUUUCCCAUACGACAGACAACUGUUAAUUAGCCGAAAUAAGGCAGAUUUUAAUGUCUGGUUAUUUAAAAGUGUGCAAUAUUUAUAUUUUUUGUAUCAAUUAUGCCCCUUGUUUAGUGCCGAAUUUCCACAAUGUCAAAUUUACCAUUACAUGUCAAAUCAUGUAUCAUAUCUUAACAUCAUUUCACGGUAAAAUGAUGUCUCUGCUUCAGGUCUGAACAAACCACUGAAAGUACCAACAUCAAAUAUGAAACAACCCUUGGGGAAAUACGUGGAGAUACAGCCUGGAAAAUCCACCCACGAGAGAGAGAACAAGAUGAUGAUUAAGUUGGGCAGCGCUCACAGAAUGGACAGCAGCAAUCCAGCCGUCGCCACAGUCUCAGACAAAGAAACUCAUUACAUUGGUAGGUCGGGGUUCUUAAAUUUUAUUUCUUUCAUUGCAUGGUUAGCUCAAGUGGCCAAAAUACUAAAUGUUUUAUUGCAUAAUUGGGUCAAGUGGCUAAAAUACUAAAUGUUUUUUUGCAUAAUUGGGUCAAGUGGCUAAACACUAAAUGUUUUACUGCAUAAUUGGGUCAAGUGGCUAAAAUACUAAAUGUUUUUUUGCAUAAUUGGGUCAAGUGGCUAAAUACUAGAUGUUUUACUGCAUAAUUAGGUCAAGUGGCUAAAAUACUAAAUGUUUUACUACAUGAUUGGGUAAAGUGGCCAAAAUGCAAAUGUUUUACUGCAUAAUUGGGUCAAGUGGCUAAAAUACAAAAUGUUUUACGGCAUGAUUGGAUCAAGUGGCUAAAAUAAUAAAUGUUUUACGGCAUGAUUGGGUAAGUGGCUAAAAUACAAAAUGUUUUACUGCAUGAUUGGGUAAGUGGCUAAAAUACAAAAUGUUUUACUGCAUCAUUGGGUCAAGUGGCUAAAAUACAAAAUGUUUUACUGCAUCAUUGGGUCAAGUGGCUAAAAUACAAAAUGUUUCACUGCAUGAUUGGGUCAAGUGGCCAAAAUGCAAAUGUUUUAAUGCGUUUUUAGUUUAAUAUAGACAAAGCACUUGCUAAAAACUUUCUACAUGCUCAUUAUUACGCGCUGUCAGGAGAAACUCUUCCAAACCAAAUACAUCAACGACAUUCUAAGAAAUUAGGUGAAUAAAUAAGUAGAUCAUAAUGACAGUGUCCAAUUUUUUUCGAGUAAUUUUUUUUUUAAAGUUCCAAAUUACAUGCAUUUACUCAAAAAAUACUUGACGAAAACUAUAAAUGUCGUUCUUCCAAAGGUCGUUUUUCCUGUAAAGUCAAGCUUGGUGGAAAAGUCCUAAUUCCACACGACAACGUCGCGGUUGAGGAAUUCGGCAUCGCAGACAUUGUCAACGACGUGAAGCUCUGGCCACCGGUAAAUCAGCAAGCGGUGGGAAAAGACGUGAAUGCCCUAGAGAUUGUGAGAGGUGAAGACAAGGCACCGCAAUAUGUCACGUGGGAUGUGGUUGGGACAUGCGAGUUCCAGGGAGAUUUUGAACAGACCAUCAAGUGGAGUUAAAUUUUCAUCGUAAUUUUAUUUUGGGAUUAUAGCUACGUCUAUGCUUACUUUGUUGGUGUGUGUAAGAAAGGGAAUAGUUUGCAAUGAAUGGUGUUUGUCGUUGGUGAUGAAAAUUUAAAUGAAUAAAUUAAAUAUUUUUUGUGUGAAAUUUAAAUAGACCAACUAGAUAAAAUAAUGAAAUUAAGAUAGAAUUUUUUUUUUUAAAAAACGAAAAGAAAAAUAAAGAAUGAGAGAAAAAAGGAAGAGAGAAGGAAUAAAAGAAAAAAAAAGAAAAGAAAGACAAAGAAAGAAUCGUAAAGAAAUGAAAGUUUGGAAGAAAGGACAGGAAGAAAAUAAAAUUAAAAAAAGUGAAAGAAAUGAAGAAUUAUUUCGUUUCUCG
Molecule: messenger RNA, 4022 nt
Organism: Lymnaea stagnalis (great pond snail)
Lineage: Eukaryota; Metazoa; Mollusca; Gastropoda; Lymnaeidae
Source: the annotation of a GenBank genome assembly